This is a messenger RNA of Culex quinquefasciatus (southern house mosquito), 1729 nucleotides long. RefSeq lists its product as uncharacterized. NCBI's taxonomy places the organism in Eukaryota, Metazoa, Arthropoda, Insecta, Diptera, Culicidae. The transcript has 3 exons. The record is from RefSeq and is a predicted model, not a curated record. Bases 867 to 1487 code for a protein of 206 amino acids.
CUCCUCCGUUUAGUAUCAGAGAGACCGUCCACUCGGCCAGUCCUAGCCUAGGCACUAUUCUGUGGUGUGGUGAGAGUCGCGCUUUCCGUUUCAGUCUAAGCCGGGACAUUCAACGAUAGUGACGUGCAGCGGUUUUGUUGGGAAAGUACUUGUUUGUACUGGAUUGUCCUGGUGUCCUUCUCUCCACGUGCAAGGAAAGAAAUGCAGUUGUCACGUGCUGCAUGCAGUUGAAGAACUUUGAAAUGACAGGACAGGCUUUUGGGGGGAGAAAAAGUUCGUCAUUGAACUAGAAUGCGCUUAUCGAGCACACAAUCACAACCGCACACAAGUGCACUGGAAUAUUGAUGAGCUCAAGUCACCACUUCGGGCAAAGUGGACAGCCAUGCUGUCUUCGUCGUACAAGAUUUAGUGUCCUGUGAGGAGUUCCUCAAUUCGAACGAGACAUGCAAACAAAUUUGGCCCUCGAAGAUAUGGCUAUCUGUGAAAGUUGAAACAAAGUAAAAAGUGACGACCGCCGUGAAUAGAACGAGUGAAACCCAAACCAAACCGCAUGUCGUCGUCGUCGUCUAACUGAGUGAUAACGAAAAAUACAACAUCAUCAACAACGUCGUGCUAAAAGUGUCCUUAUUUUCGACUGGAAUGUGCGCUUUUUCGUAUUCGUGUCAGCGGAAAUAAUAAUAAUUUAUUCGACAAGAGUGGGGAAGUGAAACAAAACACAACAACACAAACAAAAAAAAAAUACUUGAAACUAAAGAGAUGUACUACUACUAAGUCCGCCGACUAAUCGAGCAGAAGCAGCAGCAGUACGUAGAAACGUAUUACACCAGCACUGCACACGUAAACCGGGCGGAUAGAUUAAGCUAAAAAUGAUAAUAUUCCUCUACCUGAUCCUGGUGCUGGCCUGGGCCCUGCUCAUCAUCAUCCUCAAGUGCAAAAAGGCACGCGCCAAGCGGCUGGCCGAGCUGCAGGAGGCGUCCCAGCCCGUCCACGUGGUUCAGAUCGGCUCGAACCUGUACGACAUAAUGUCGAUUCAGCACCACCACCACUCCCACCCGAUGGGUCGCGUACCCCCGUACGGGACGGUUUACGACUGUCUGGGCACCGGUGACCAUCAACACCACCACCACGGGACGACGCCGGGUUCCAACGGGGGAGGGCGCUCAUCGGUGACACAUUCAAACGCGGCCUUCGUCGGGGAUGACGGCAGCGUCUACCCGGGAAGUCACAUCUCCCCACUGGAGCCACCCCCUUCGUACGAUGAGGUGAUACGACUGCCCGCUCACUAUCCCAAGGUGGAAACCUUUGUACCCGAGAUGGUGGUUCCCUCCGACGAAUCAGCGGCGGCAGCAGCCACGGCUACUAGGAGUGCCGCCACCGCCCCCAGCUGUGAGUCCCCGCCGGCGUUCAGCGUGAGCGGGCUGGCCCGGAUAAAGCCCAUCUCGGCGGCGGUCAGUUCUUCGACCGCGACGACGGCGACGAGCACCUAGUCAAGCGCAGGAAGCUACACUGAACAUGGUUUUGUGAAUUAAGUUUAAGGAUUAGCUCUAGUAGGGAUCGACUUAACGUGCAAUGAAUUUGAGAGAAAUCGUUGUAAGAACUAUCAGCAACAUGUUAACGUUUGUAGAACAAAUAAGUUACCAUCUAGGAUUUUUAAGAGAAUCACUAUUUGCCAUAUCGUUUUUAGUAAAUGUUCACUGAAAUACACGAAACUUCGGUGAAAAAAAUAAAA